This is a messenger RNA of Pygocentrus nattereri (red-bellied piranha), 1297 nucleotides long. RefSeq names its product germ cell-specific gene 1-like protein. The transcript is spliced from 7 exons. Gene Ontology annotation, cellular component: plasma membrane. NCBI's taxonomy places the organism in Eukaryota, Metazoa, Chordata, Actinopteri, Characiformes, Serrasalmidae. The coding region runs from base 245 to 1297 and encodes 350 amino acids. The record is from RefSeq and is a predicted model, not a curated record.
UUGUGUUGGCAGGAUGAUGUGGGGUCAUUGGGAUAUCUGAGUGUGAGAUUGGUCUGAAAUGAAACAGAUUGCAGAACGGUGAUCUGAUUCAGUGUGGAUUUAGUGAUGUAUCUGUGGAUUAGCGGAGUGGAGCUUAAUACACUAACUUGUGACUGUGGCACCUGGGUUUUGUUCAGAUGAAACAGAAGCAGAAAGCUGUAUAGUGCAGAAAUCGCUUCCUCCAAAUUUUGUUUGUUAUGAGGUGAUGGCCGUGUUAUCCCAUCUGCGCUCCCCCAAACUGUCCUUCCUACAGACCCUUCUGGCCUUGGCCCUCUCGGCUGUGGCCCUGUUGUCCUCUCAUUGGUGUUCCGGUAGACAGAAGGUUCCGAAGCCGCUCUGCACCGCCUCCAGGCUGCACCGCUGCACCCCAGUCCCUGGUGUGUCCAACACAUCAUCUCAGUUCUCCUGGGAGACCGGUGACGACCGCUUUAUCUUCCCCACCUUUCAUGCUGGAAUCUGGAGUAGCUGCGAGGAAAACAUACACACAGAUGCUUGGGAGGAGAAAUGUCGCAGUUUCAUGGCUCUGACGCCUGGAUCAGAGAAAGCAUUCUUCUGGCUAUGUGUGGGGAUGGAGCUGAUGUAUAUCAGUCUGUUGUGUAUCAGUUGUGUGUUACUGUCAGUGCAGUUGUGUUUGUCUGCCUGGUGGCCACUGGCUCAUCGCUGGGGAUGGCUGCUGAAUGCUUAUGCUGCUGUGUUCACCGUGCUGGGAGGUUUGGUGGGGAUGGUGGCUCACAUCAUGUUCAUGCAGGUGUUCCAAGUCACAGCCUCAAGUGGGCCGGAGGAUUUCAAACCACACAGUUAUGGAUACUCUUGGGCCUUUUACACGGCAUGGGUGGCCUUCACCUGCUGUAUGUCCUCUGGUAUCUCCACACUGAAUAACUACACUAAGAAGGAGCUGAUGGUGGGGUUGAAGCAGAGGGCCGUGUUUUAUCCCUGCAAAAACUUUACCUUUCCACCGCAGUCAUCACACAUGCCAUUCUACUGCCCACCCCCACCACCCCCACAAUCUCUGCCUCCACCAUCUCCCCCGCCACCACCUCUGUCACCUUUAUCGCCCUACUAUUGCCCCCGCACCCCUCCAUCUCCCCCUAACAAAUCCUUCACCCCUCCCCCUUCCCCUCCUGCUCCUGUCUAUCCAUAUUACACUCAUCCUCCUCCCUCACCAUCUCCAUCUCUCUCUCGCAGUGGGAAUCUCCAACCUCUGACGCCCCCUGAGCCCAUCCUUCCUGGACCACAGAUCCUGGCACUGAGGGCUUAA